AUGGCUGAGAAAACAAGUUAUCCACAUCGUUAUCGAUCAGCACACAGCGUUCAUCAUUACAAACCGUUGCUACCGAGUGACCGGCGCAUGGGACCGAUUCGCAAAAAGAAAACCCGCUUCAAGGUGCUGCUCAUGAUGGGGACCGUGUUCGCCUGCCUGCUGUACGCGAUCGAGCGGCCAUUUUGGUGGGACUACGACGCCAUGGAAGCGCCUCUCUGGAAUGAAGCCCUCGAGACGCGCGACGACGAGCAACACUUCAACUACAACAGUUCGUAUUUUGUCAAUACGGCUGGCUGCAAGAUGCCUAGCUUCCCGAUCGUGAACGAUCGCAUCCAGAAGUUUGUUGAACGACCGGAACCGAUAGAGUGCGUUCCGGCGCUGCUGCAAUCGGACGAACGGUGGCUUUGGUUCCGGCUGUCGGAGGACGACAUUGAGCGGCACUACAAUGUGACGAACGUCAGUUUGGUGCAGUGCUGUGUUCGGCCGUUCGAGCGGUUAACUGAUCAGGAGGAACAUCAGAUAGGCAACGAAAGUUGUUUCAAGUAUCCCGCUCGGUAUGAUGUAAAGGAUGAGGAGUUCUUGAUGGUGAACUGUCAUCAUCCGGGUGUGAAAGAUCCCUUCUAUAGGGACUUUUUCGCGUUCGUACCGUGGAAGAAACCGGUCGAGCAGCGAAUACGAAACCGUGCCAAUGGUCAAUCGUCGGAUUUUGUCAAUGAGAAUAGACUAAAUGUGAUGAUACUUGGCAUAGAUGCGGUAUCACGGUUGAAUCUUCAUCGUCAGAUGAAUCAGACAAUGGAUUACGUCCUCAACACCCUGGACGGAAUAGAAAUGUUUGGUUACAACAAAGUAGGUGACAAUACAUUCCCCAACAUGGUACCGGCCUUAACGGGGCUCGACAUCGACGAACUCGGUGCAGCAUGUCUUCCAAACUCCAGCAGUACCUUCGACCUGUGCCAGUUCGUGUGGAAUAAGUACGGCGAUGUGGGCUAUCGGACCGUGUACGCCGAGGACAGUACGACCAUGGGAACGUUCAACUAUGGCAAAAAGGGCUUCCGCCAACAACCGACCGAUUACUACCUGAGAAACUUUUUCCGCCAGAUGGAAAGCAGCGUGGGUUACAACAAGAAGCUAAACGCCAAACUGUGCCUGGGAGGCCGCAGCCCCACGCAAGUGCUGCUGGAUUACGCGCGUAAGCUCGUGAAAACGUUUGACGCCAGGCAGCCGGUGUUUUCGCUGCUGUGGGGCGUUGGCAUGACGCAUGAUUUCUUCAACAAUCCAUCCUUGAUCGAUGACGACUAUCGGGCGGUGCUGGAGUACAUGAACAACCAAACGCAGUACCUCAACCGCACGGUACUGAUUCUGAUGAGUGAUCACGGUAUCCGGUGGGGAUCGUUCCGCAACACGUACCAGGGCAUGAUGGAGGAAAGGCAGCCGUUUCUGAUAUUUAUUCUGCCCGCUUGGUUUCGGGAGCAGUAUCCCACGGCGUAUUACAACCUACGCCGGAAUCGGUUACGAUUGACGACACACUUCGAUCUGUACGAAACGCUUAAGGACUUCCUGGAUAUGCCUGGCCUAGCGACGGGAUCGAUACGAGAACGCACAAACGAACUGCUCGAGACCAGACCAACUCCAAGGGGAAUAAGCCUAUUUCUACCGGUACCGACAACGCGGACGUGUGAAGAUGCCGGUAUCGCUUCGCACUGGUGCACCUGCCAUGAUCAUAAGCCGCUGGCGAAGAACGAUCACCAAGUGAUACAGGCGGCUCGGUUUGCGGUUGAUCGCGUGAACCAUCUUCUGCUGGACUAUCCGCAGUGCAGCGUGCUGCAUCUGAACUCGAUCGAGGAUGCGAGCGUGGGAAUGUCGCCGGAAAACAUCACGGCUAAGCACAAAUUCAGUGACAUCAGCGUACGGUUCGUGACGAAACCGGGCGACGGAGAGUUCGAGGCAACGGUGCGUAUUGAUUCAAACAACGAUAGCUUUCUCACGGGUACGGUUAGUCGAACUAACCUGUACGGAAAGCAGAGCUUCUGUGUCGAUGAUUACCGAUUGAAGUUGUACUGCUUUUGUGGUCGAUAGUCUGCCGUAUCUACGAGGCGGGUAUUAUUUAUUACCAGGACAGGCUAGGCGACACAAGUGAGCAGAAUUUAUAUCAUCAAGCACUGGAAUGAACUAGGAUAGAAUAGGGUAGGAUAGACACCGUGUAUUCCUUUCUAAGUAAGCAGGCAUAGUUUAGAAUGCGAUAAACCAUCAUCUCAAUCAAAACCACUCGUUGCGAUGCAUGCAAGUGAUAAAGUAGAGAUACGAGAAUUUUGCUUCCAUAUUACGAAUCGUGUGUAUCGAUCGGAUGAAGAAACAGCAAGGAACUAAGUGUAUAACAAAAGUUUGAUUUAACUGUUUCUUUUUGUAUAUUUUUGCUUUUUUGUCUCAUUCCCUGACGUUCGUUGAAGUA
Anopheles nili is the source of this 2449-nucleotide messenger RNA. RefSeq lists its product as uncharacterized. The record is from RefSeq and is a predicted model, not a curated record. The transcript has 3 exons. Lineage: Eukaryota; Metazoa; Arthropoda; Insecta; Diptera; Culicidae. The coding region runs from base 1 to 2076 and encodes 691 amino acids.